Messenger RNA from Magnolia sinica, 810 nucleotides. RefSeq lists its product as uncharacterized. The record is from RefSeq and is a predicted model, not a curated record. The transcript is spliced from 5 exons. NCBI's taxonomy places the organism in Eukaryota, Viridiplantae, Streptophyta, Magnoliopsida, Magnoliales, Magnoliaceae. Gene Ontology annotation, molecular function: nucleic acid binding; RNA-DNA hybrid ribonuclease activity. The coding region runs from base 1 to 810 and encodes 269 amino acids.
AUGGUUAGAGGGUGGAGCCAGCUGUACAAGAUUCGAAGGGGCUGCCCGAUUGCAUCUCACCUUCUAUACGCAUAUGAUACUCUUCUGUUCCUGAAUGGGAGUAGAGCGUCUUUGCAGGCGGUGAAGACUUUCCAAGAUUUGUUCCAAGAAGCUUCAGGUGAAAAACAGAGUCAGCGGGUGAAAAGCAAGAUUGCUAUUGCAAGCAGGCAAGAAGGAAAGAGUAAGCACUACUGGAUAGCUUGGAAGAAGAUAGCAAGGCCUUAUGAGGAAGGGGGCUUGGGUAUCAGAAAGCUAAAAGAAGUAGUCAAAGCAAUGAGACUAAAGAUGGUGUGGGAUGUGAAGUAUGGAGUGGAUAGCGGGCCGUGGGUAGAGCUCAUAAGAGUGAAGCAUCACGCAAAUCUUGAGUCGAAUCUUAAGGGAACUUCCUCCAAUGUCUCCUCCCCGUUAUGGAAAAAAAUCAAGGAAAUGCUCCCCACGUUGGAAGAUAACAUCCGAUGGCUCAUGGGCCAAGGGUCGAAAAAUCUGUGGAAAGAUAAUUGGUCAGGCUUGGGCCUGCUACAACAGAAGAAUCAAGGGGUGGAUCUUCUCCCUGUUUCAAAAACUCGAGACGACUUCCCAUCAAUCUCCAGACAGGGCUCAAUUCUAGGAAAGGCUGGCACAAACAACGGAGAAGAGCUGAGGGCGGUGUAUAAUGGCCUCCAGUUAUCACUGAACAAAGGUUAUAGUAACAUCAAGAUUGAUUCAGACUCAAAAUUUGUGGUUGACACUCUUUUGGGGAAGACAUCUUGCUCUUGGCAUUGGAGACACUGA